Aquila chrysaetos chrysaetos is the source of this 1170-nucleotide messenger RNA. RefSeq names its product heat shock transcription factor, Y-linked-like. Lineage: Eukaryota; Metazoa; Chordata; Aves; Accipitriformes; Accipitridae. Gene Ontology annotation, biological process: regulation of DNA-templated transcription. Gene Ontology annotation, molecular function: sequence-specific DNA binding; DNA-binding transcription factor activity. The record is from RefSeq and is a predicted model, not a curated record.
AUGCCCAAGGCAACACAGGGAAGCAGUACCAGAGAGAGCAAUAAGGGCUCUCUUGCACGCCAGCCCACGCGAGAACCACCCUUGGGUCUUGGGACUGCACUGACAGCCUCGGUUCUGUAUUUCGAGAAAGGGAUGGAGAAGAAAAAGGUGAUCCAAGUUUUGCCUGAUGAACCCUGGGUCAUCAGCGUAGGCACUAAUUUUCUGGAGGAAAGCUCUGGCAAAGUUUCAUCCCCCUUCUUCCUGAAGAAACUCUGGAAAAUUGUUGGAAGCAAUUGGCUUCAGUCAAUUUGGUGGGGCGAUGCUGGAAACUGCGUAGUGGUUGCUGAAAGAUUCUUAAAAAAGGUGCUGGGAAGGAGAGGACCUCUGCAAAUUUUUGAAACUGAGUCCAUGAAAAUGUUCAUUCAUCAGCUUCGUCUUCAUGGAUUCAGCAAAAUGGAAGGGGAUUCUCCAGUGUCUGCCUCACCUGGUGAACUUCGAGCACUAGCAGCAGCAGAUUCUGCUUUUGGCAAGUUACUCUUCUAUUAUAACCCCUAUCUCAAGAGAUAUCAUCCCCACCUGCCAUGAACCUGUAAGCAAAGUGCUGGUGUAAAAAAGACAGCAUCAGCUGCAUUCUCACUGGACCCAGAUUUGAAGGAAGGCUGCCUGAGAAGAAGCCCAGACAUUCAGGCUGCAGUAGAAGCUGCUUCUGUGGAGGAGAGCGAUCCCUUUGCAUCAGCUCCACAGGAGGACACCCUGAUAUCUGCACCCAGCAUCUCCACACCUACCGAGCCACGUGCUGAAGCAACGCCACUGAUUGGAAGUGCCCGAACAUCCCUAUCACCACAACUCAACAGCCACACCCUGGUUGGUGUCCAGGAUGCAGCUUCUGCUCCAUCUGAUACUUCACCACACCCCGUUCUACCUCCUGUACCAAACAGUCCUUUUACACCAGGGCUGGGGCUCCCCACCUUUCCAUUUGGGCAUCCAUAUUCAGCAGCUGCGCAGGCUCCCUGGGCUAGCCUGCUUCCCUUCUGGGACCCGUGGCUUUCAAUGUCCAUGCUGGCAGCAGCCGCUGCUGUUGCUAUGCCAAGGCCGCCACACUGCCAAGCUCCAGCAUGCCCUCAUUGCCCUGCUUGCACCUGCCAUCCAAAUAGUGCAGCUGCAGGCAAUGGGGUUGUACCCCAACACUAG